GGUCGAGUCGCAGGCAGCGGUGAAGCAACAUGAUGCUCUUGAACAAGAGGUUCAAGAGCAGAUGCGUGUGCUAGAAGAGCGCAAACGGAUGAUGUUGCAGAAGGAAGAGGAGUUUGAGCUUUGCUGCGCAGAAGCGUGUGAAAGCGCUUGAGGCGCGGGAAGCUGCAAUGGUCGAGUCGCAGGCAGCGGUGAAUCAACAUGAUGCUCUUGAACAAGAGGUUCAAGAGCAGAUGCGUGUGCUGGAAGAGCGCAAACGGAUGAUGUUGCAGAAGGAAGAGGAGUUUGAGCUUUGCUGCGCAGAGCGUGUGAAAGCGCUUGAGGCGCGGGAAGCUGCAAUGGUCGAGUCGCAGGCAGCGGUGAAGCAACAUGAUGCUCUUGAACAAGAGGUUCAAGAGCAGAUGCGUGUGCUGGAAGAGCGCAAACGGAUGAUGUUGCAGAAGGAAGAGGAGUUUGAGCUUUGCUGCGCAGAGCGUGUGAAAGCGCUUGAGGCGGGAAGCUGCAAUGGUCGAGUCGCAGGCAGCGGUGAGAACAGCAUGAUGCUCUUGAACAAGAGGUUCAAGAGCAGAUGCGUGUGCUGGAAGAGCCUGGAUGUUGCAGAAGGAAGAGGAGUUUGAGCAUUGCUGCGCAGAGCGUGUGAAAGCGCUUGAGGCGCGGGAAGCUGCAAUGGUCGAGUCGCAGGCAGCGGUGAAGCAACAUGAUGCUCUUGAACAAGAGGUUCAAGAGCAGAUGCGUGUGCUGGAAGAGCGCAAACGGAUGAUGUUGCAGAAGGAAGAGGAGUUUGAGCUUUGCUGCGCAGAGCGUGUGAGAGCGCUUGAGGCGCGGGAAGCUGCAAUGGUCGAGUCGCAGGCAGCGGUGAAGCAACAUGGUGCUCUUGAACAAGAGGUUCAAGAGCAGAUGCGUGUGCUGGAAGAGCGCAAACGGAUGAUGUUGCAGAAGGAAGAGGAGUUUGAGCUUUGCUGCGCAGAGCGUGUGAGAGCGCUUGAGGCGCGGGAAGCUGCAAUGGUCGAGUCGCAGGCAGCGGUGAAGCAACAUGUUGCUCUUGAACAAGAGGUUCAAGAGCAGAUGCGUGUGCUGGAAGAGCGCAAACGGAUGAUGUUGCAGAAGGAAGAGGAGUUUGAGCUUUGCUGCGCAGAGCGUGUGAGAGCGCUUGAGGCGCGGGAAGCUUUCUUUGAGCUAGAGAGAGUUCUUCAGCAGCAACAGUCUCGCGAGGAGUUGCCUGGCAAGGAUGACGCUCAACUUCAGGGGCAUUUAUCCCAGCAAUUGAGCAACUUAGAGGGGCGGGAAGCCCGACUCUUGCAGAAAGAGGCGGAGCUGGAACAGCGCCAGGUUGAGAGUGAUAGACUUUUGCAGUCGCGUGAAGUUGCAGCAGCCGAACGAGAGGCCCAAUUGAGAGAGAUUCAGGCUGAGGAGGAGACUCGCAGGUCUCAAGACGACACAGUUCGCAGAUGCUUUCACGAGGAGCUUGAAGAGCAGAAGCAGUUGUUGGCGGAGCGCGAGCAAGCAGCUUUGGAGCAAGAGGCAGCUUUGGAGAGAAGAGAGCUGGCCCUUGAGGAGUCUCAACAGGACUCUGAGGGACCCGCCACUCGCAACGAUAGCGAGGAGGUCAAGCGCCUGCACGACUCGCUUACGUUGGCGACGCAGGACCUGCAGGCACAGGGCCGCAGCGACUUACGCGCAGGCACAACGCCUCGAAGCCCAACUCUCACGCCUUCGCGCGGCCGAGGAGGCUUCGCAGCAACGCGUGGCUCAGAUUGCCAAGGGAGGGCAAUUGCCAGUGGCCACCAGUGGAGUUGCUGGUGCCAUUGCGAGCAUGCUACAGGACGUUGAGCUGGGAGAGCGCGCUGGGGUGUCGCUGGUGGACUUAGGUCUCAGCGACAUCUCUGGCCUGCCGCAAGCCGACAAGUUUAUGCAGUUAGUGUCUGCCCUCAUGGCUGUCCGAGCAGACGCAAGACUCACGGUCUUUGGGCUUUGGCUCUUGUGCCAUUUAAUCUACGUCGUGUAUCUCGUGUAUGCCCACCUGGUCAAGUGAGAGGGAACUCUCGGCAGGCGAGCCUUGGCCCUGAAGUUUCGCGAAUGUUGAAAAAGAACGCCUGACCUUGCCCCUCG
Effrenium voratum is the source of this 2106-nucleotide messenger RNA. Lineage: Eukaryota; Dinophyceae; Suessiales; Symbiodiniaceae. The record is from the annotation of a GenBank genome assembly.